ACUGAACUCUUUCAACUUAGAACCGUUCUACGUGUUGUUCUUUCCCUCUCUUUGCUCCUUAAUCUUCGUUUUUCUUUCUUUCUUUCUUUAUCUUCUUCUCAAUUUUCAUUACACUUUCUUUUCUCUCAGUUUUUCUCUCAAAAGCUAUUUUCUCUUUAUCAUAGUUUACAUAUUAUAUCAUCAUAUCAUAUCAUAAUAUCCUGUCAUAGAAUAUCACAAUGUGUGGUAUACUUGCUGUUCUUGGUUGCUCUGAUUCCUCUCAAACCAAAAGGGUUCGCGUGCUUGAGCUUUCUCGCAGGUUGAAGCAUCGUGGCCCUGACUGGAGUGGGCUUCACCAACAUGGUGAUUGCUAUUUGGCUCAUCAACGGUUAGCCAUAGUUGAUCCUGCUUCUGGUGAUCAACCCCUCUUCAAUGAAGACAAAUCUGUCAUUGUUACGGUGAAUGGAGAGAUCUACAAUCAUGAAGAGCUCAGGAAACAAUUGCCUGAUCACAAGUUCCGUACAGGAAGUGACUGUGAUGUUAUUGCCCAUCUGUAUGAGGAGUACGGAGAAAACUUUGUGGACAUGCUGGAUGGUAUAUUUUCAUUUGUUCUGCUGGACACCCGCGACAACAGUUUUAUAGUGGCACGGGACGCUAUAGGGGUCACUUCCUUGUACAUUGGUUGGGGACUAGAUGGUUCUGUUUGGAUUUCAUCAGAAAUGAAGGGGCUGAAUGAUGAUUGUGAACAUUUUGAGUCUUUUCCACCUGGUCACUUAUACUCUAGCAAAGAAAGAGGGUUCCGUAGAUGGUACAAUCCUCCAUGGUUCUCUGAGGCUAUUCCAUCUGCUCCUUAUGAUCCUCUUGCUUUGAGGCAUGCCUUUGAGAAGGCUGUCAUAAAGAGGUUGAUGACUGAUGUGCCCUUUGGUGUUUUACUCUCGGGAGGUUUGGACUCUUCCUUGGUUGCAUCUGUCACUGCCCGCUACUUGGCAGGAACAAAGGCUGCCAAGCAAUGGGGAGCAAAACUACACUCAUUCUGUGUAGGUCUUGAGGGUGCACCAGACCUGAAGGCUGCAAAAGAAGUGGCAGACUAUAUAGGAACUGUUCAUCAUGAGUUUCACUAUACUGUUCAGGAUGGGUUAGAUGCCAUUGAGGAUGUCAUCUAUCACAUUGAAACAUACGAUGUUACGACCAUAAGGGCAAGCAUCCCAAUGUUCCUUAUGUCUCGUAAGAUCAAGUCUCUAGGAGUCAAAAUGGUUCUCUCUGGAGAAGGAUCUGAUGAGGUUUUUGGAGGGUAUUUGUAUUUCCACAAGGCACCAAACAAAGAAGAGUUCCACCAAGAAACAUGCCGCAAGAUUAAGGCUCUCCACAAAUAUGAUUGCUUGAGAGCCAACAAAUCAACCUAUGCUUGGGGUCUAGAAGCUCGAGUACCAUUUUUGGACAAGGAGUUUAUCAGUGUUGCCAUGAACAUUGAUCCUGAGUAUAAAAUGAUAAAACGAGAUGAAGGACGAAUUGAGAAAUGGGUGCUAAGGAGGGCCUUUGAUGAUGAAGAGCAUCCUUACCUGCCAAAGCACAUUUUAUAUAGACAGAAAGAACAAUUCAGUGAUGGAGUUGGCUAUGGUUGGAUUGAUGGCCUUAAAGCCCAUGCUGCAAAACAUGUUACUGACAAAAUGAUGCUCAAUGCUGCUCACAUUUUCCCCUUUAACACUCCCACGACCAAGGAAGCAUACUACUACAGAAUGAUCUUUGAGAGGUUCUUCCCUCAGAACUCAGCCAGGCUCACUGUUCCUGGAGGACCGAGUGUCGCAUGUAGCACAGCGAAAGCAGUUGAAUGGGAUGCUGCCUGGUCCGGCAACCUUGAUCCUUCUGGUAGAGCAGCACUUGGAGUGCAUGCAUCAGCUUAUGAUAACCAGGUCAACUCAGUGACCAAAGCUGUAGAACCAGAGAAGAUAAUACCCAAGAUGGAAGUUUCUCCGCUAGGACUUGCCAUCCAAAGCUAAUAUGAGCCAUAGCAAGGACUAGUUGCAUAGAACCUAGAAAUAUUACACACUAGUCCAACAUAAAUGAAAAUUUUGCCUGAUGUGUAUUUUAUCCAGGCAAUGCAAUAUAUAGAUAAGGCUCUGUACCAAGCUGUUUUAAGUGUUGUGCUAUCCACAUCUUGCCUUUAUUUUGAAUUUCUGUGACUUGAGCACUAUCAUAAUGUAUUGUGUUUACACAAAAAAGUUGUUGCCUUGUGUUUCUUUUAUCAGUUAACUUUUAAUGCAAGCUCCACCAAGUAAAUGCUGUA
Abrus precatorius (Indian licorice) is the source of this 2263-nucleotide messenger RNA. RefSeq names its product asparagine synthetase [glutamine-hydrolyzing] 2. The record is from RefSeq and is a predicted model, not a curated record. Gene Ontology annotation, cellular component: cytosol. The transcript is spliced from 13 exons. Gene Ontology annotation, molecular function: asparagine synthase (glutamine-hydrolyzing) activity. The coding region runs from base 219 to 1976 and encodes 585 amino acids. NCBI's taxonomy places the organism in Eukaryota, Viridiplantae, Streptophyta, Magnoliopsida, Fabales, Fabaceae.